AGGAGGCAGAACCCACACUGACUAAAGCCAUCAAAGGCCAAAACAAAAUGAUGCUUCUCAAAGCCAAAGGUAAAGACCUCAAAACCAUUCUGGAGCCUGAAGCAACAAAAGAAAGCCGGCAGGAAGCUGGUGGUGGAAGUGGUGUCAAAGGGCAGCCCCAGAGCUUGCUACUGGGGAAGGUCAAGAUGGCGUCUCUACGACACAAAGCAAAUAAGAUAUUAGUAAAGCCUGAUGAGGAGACAUCAGAAAGUGAGGCUGUCGAUGGGAUGUCCAGCAAACCAAAGGAACGUUUGAUAGCGCGAAGAAAAGGUGUGACCACUCUUCGCAGAGUGUCCGGUUGGAUUCAGAUGAAAAUGCCAAGAGGGUUAAACUUGAGGAAAAAGCUAUCUGCUUGGACCAAAGCUAUUGGGGUCUCCCGCUGGCUCUCCCAUCGGGCCAUAAAACAGAAACAAGGCACUAGAAAAUCCAAGGGCAAUGUCCUCAAACAUCGGAUGGCCAUGAGAGUUGCCAGUAAAACCAGCCUGGCCAGUAGGAAAACAAGGACCUCCUCUGAGGACAAAAUGGCUAAAGAAAAAGCCGGCCUCCAGGGAAAGGCUGGAGGGGAAGAAGCAGCACCAGCUGGGGAAAAAGAGGUAGAGGCUAAAUAUGCUGUGGUACUCCCCAGGAUGAACAAACUGGGCAAGGCUAAGACAACCCAGGCACCCCAGGCUGCCCCUGGACCUUCUACACCAUCAAGCACCACUGAAUCACCAGGAGAGCCCACUACCUCAGAACCCAAACCCCCAAAGCCAGGUGCCAGGCUCGUGCUUCCUGUCAAACCAGAUCUCAGCCUCCUGAAGUCCAUCAAGAAGCCCUUGCCAGGAGGGCUCAUAUCAGGCGGAGAUGUGGCAGAGAGGAGCCCUGGGGCCAGUGUUGGUACCGCAGCGCAGGAAGGUUCCUCCAACACUGAGGAUACAAACAGGAGAGCUGCCUUAGACAAUCAAAAUGGAGUCAGUGUGCUACAGGCUGCAAGAGGGAAACUGGGCCCUUCCCAGAUCAAUCUGACCAAGAUCUCCUUAUCAGGGGGAAUAAUUGGUGCCGGAUCCAUUCGGGCCAAGGGGCCAGACCCAGAGAAAGAGACUGCAGCUGGGAUACCCAGGUCCAGCACUCAGCCCCUUUCAAAUGGGGAGUCAGGUGCUGUGAUGCCAGGUGUACGGUCUGUGUAUGAAGAAGAGGCAGACAGGGAAGUGGCCCAGCUGAUGGGUGAGGGGGCUAUAUAUACCCAACCAGAGGUGCACUGGGCUGGGAACCCACGGAUGAGUGGAGACCCUCAGGACUGGCUGCGUGCUGAGAACCUGCUGCCUCAUCAGACGGUUGAGAAGCUAACCAAGUGGACAGUCUAUGACGAUGGGGGCCAGGCCAGGACUAUUCCAGCCCACAAUGGCAGGGGUCCCUGGGAAUCAGAUGACCCCACCCAGGAGAUGCUGGAGAGUCGACUAGUCAGUACACAGGUGGUGAUGCAUGGCAGCGAAAGACCUGUAGAGGUGGAUGAGGUGGAGGAUCUGUCCCAGCUGGAAGAGGUGUGUGAGAGCUCUGUGCUUCUGAAUCUAAAGAAGAGGUUUCACCGUGACUGUAUUUAUAGGAGCUGAGACAGAAAUUCCAGGGCAAAGAGCAACAUAGAAACUCACCCCAUGUGUAUGCCAUAGCUGAUGCUGCCUUCAGCCACUCUCAGGUUUCCACACAGGAGCAGUGCAUCAUCAUAAGUGGCCAGAGUGGUUCAGGAAAGACUGAAGCUACGAAGCUAAUGGUCCAUUACCUCAGCUCCAUGUAUCAGGGCAGAAACG
This is a messenger RNA of Thunnus maccoyii (southern bluefin tuna), 1823 nucleotides long. RefSeq lists its product as uncharacterized. The coding region runs from base 48 to 1628 and encodes 526 amino acids. The transcript is spliced from 7 exons. The record is from RefSeq and is a predicted model, not a curated record. Lineage: Eukaryota; Metazoa; Chordata; Actinopteri; Scombriformes; Scombridae. Gene Ontology annotation, cellular component: myosin complex. Gene Ontology annotation, molecular function: cytoskeletal motor activity; ATP binding.